AUGAAGAAACUUAGCGUCACUGAGUUGCUUGGAACACGACAGAUUGAAAGAUCUUGCACUGUUCGGCACCAAGAAAUUGCAAUGUUUUUGCGUAAAAUGAUUCAAAGUGCUAGGAAAACUGAGGUUGUUGAUGUAGGCGCUGAGCUCAUGAAGCUUACAAAUAAUGUUAUUUGCAGGGUGGUGGCCAGUACGAGCUGUUCCGAGGAAGAUAAUGAGGCAAAGAGGAUUAAAGAGCUUUUGAAAAGGUCUGCUGAGCUAAUCGGGAAAAUGAGUUUUGCUAAUUCGUUGGGACCAUUGAAGAAAUUUGGGUUUUGGUUAUAUAGAAAAGAAGCAAAGGACUUGAAUGCAAGGCAUGAUGAGUUGAUGGAGAAGCUAUUGAGGAAGCAUGAAGAGAAAGCAAAGAACAAUGGAGGUGAUAUUGAUAGAGAUGCUAAUAACGAUUUUAAGAGUGAAGAAUUGGGGGAGGAAUCUCUAUCACUUCAAGCCAAUGAAGGAACUGGAAUUUAA
This is a messenger RNA of Theobroma cacao (cacao), 507 nucleotides long. The record is from RefSeq and is a predicted model, not a curated record. NCBI's taxonomy places the organism in Eukaryota, Viridiplantae, Streptophyta, Magnoliopsida, Malvales, Malvaceae.